Messenger RNA from Parasteatoda tepidariorum (common house spider), 1971 nucleotides. Its product is annotated as mitochondrial glycine transporter A. Lineage: Eukaryota; Metazoa; Arthropoda; Arachnida; Araneae; Theridiidae. The record is from RefSeq and is a predicted model, not a curated record. Gene Ontology annotation, molecular function: glycine transmembrane transporter activity. Gene Ontology annotation, cellular component: mitochondrion; mitochondrial inner membrane. Gene Ontology annotation, biological process: glycine import into mitochondrion.
AAUGUGUUAUUUGUUUUGAUCUUUCAUUUAGUUGCUUAUGUUAAAACUAUUGCUUUUAUUUUUGACUCAGUUGAUUUCAUAGUUAGUUUAUAUUCAUAAUAUACCUAUUAUGAUAAUAUUCCUAAAAUUAAGGAACGAAAACCUACGUUUUGGUCUGUCAUUUUACUCCAAGGACUUAAAGUGAUUUUACCAACCCUUUUCUCCGAAAGUUACAUAAAUCAACUCACCUGAAUGUGCCAUAUCGAUGACAGCGAGCACCUGCUUCAGAGCUCUACCAACAUGGAAAUCAUACAAACGUAUCCAUUUUUGAAAUCAUUUUUAGCUGGAUCUGUUAGUGGAACUUGUUCUACAUUACUUUUUCAGCCUUUAGACUUAAUAAAGACAAGAAUACAAAAUGCCUCAAAGUGUGGACAAAAUAAGAAUGGAAUGGUCACUUUGUUUGUGCAAGUUUUACGCAAUGAGAAACUCUUGGGUUUAUGGCGAGGCACCUUACCAUCUGUGAUGAGAUGUGUUCCUGGUGUUGGAAUGUAUUUUAGUUCUUUACACUGGCUGCAGACAAACUUUGGUUCUGAGAAUCCACAUCCCUUGGAAUCAAUGAGUUUUGGUGUUCUAGCCAGAUCAUUUGUUGGUGUUACAUUAUUGCCUGUCACUGUUUUAAAAACCCGUUAUGAAAGUGGUAUUUAUGCAUACAACAGUUUAUCUGAAGCUCUUUAUAAAAUUUAUAAGUUUGAAGGAAGAAAAGGUCUUUUUUCCGGGAUGAUACCUACACUUUUUAGAGAUGCACCUUUUUCAGGAAUUUAUUUGAUGUUCUAUACCCAAACUAAAAAGAUGGUUCCUCCUUAUGUGCAUGACUACGUCUCAACAGCACCUGUUAAUUUCACCUGUGGAAUAGUUGCAGGAGUAUUUGCUGCAGGAAUAACACAACCUGCAGAUGUGAUAAAAACAAAAAUGCAGCUGUAUCCUAAAAAGUACAAUACAGUUCCAGUGGCUGCUACUCUAGUCUUUAAAGAAAAUGGAAUUCAAGGUUUUUUCUCUGGUAUGGUUCCUAGAGUGGUUAGAAGAACGUUAAUGGCUGCUCUGGCAUGGACUGUGUAUGAACAAGUCAUAAGCUGCUCCGGAUUGAAAUAAGCAGGACUGAUAUUGUUCUAUUAAAAGAACUGAUUGCAUUGGAAUGUGUGUUCAAUAUAAAUCAAACAGAGACAUUUUCUGUAUGAAGGAAUUGUAUAUGCCAUUUGCAUUUUUGUGUAUAGAUAUUAAACUAUGAUACUUUACUAAUGUGACAAAUUCAACAUUACAUACCUUUUGCCAAAGAUUACUGAAAUGAUAUUCUGCUGUCACUUGUUUAUUAAUGUUCAUAAAUCACUUUCCUUUUUGAUAAUUUAAAUGUUGAAUCAUUAUUUAAAUCUAUGAUACUUUACUAAUUUGACAAAUUCAACAUUACAUACCUUUUGCCAAAGAUUACUGAAAUGAUAUUCUGCUGUCACUUGUUUAUUAAUGUUCAUAAAUCACUUUCCUUUUUGAUAAUUUAAAUGUUGAGUCAUUAUUUAAAUCUAAUUUUUCAUUAAAAAUACCUUUAAAAAUUAAUUUACUUGCAAUAUUAAAUAUUUUGCCUUUUUAAAAUACCUUUUAUUGAAUUAGUUUUACUUUCUUUUUUGUUUUAUAAAUAAGAAUUAGUUUAAUGUUUUUAUUUAUAAAAGUAUAUUGAGAUAUUUAUGGUCUUGUAUUGUUAUAUGUAUAUUUUUAAAUGAUAUAUUUAUUGUUUUGAAUGUUACUUUAAGGGAAGUAAUUUUUUCUCAUUGUAUUGUAUCAAUACAUGCUUUAAUGAAUGAAGAUGCUUAGUGCAUUAUUAUUUAUUACACUGUGUAGAUAUUUGUAUAGUUUUAUGCAUCUUGUUGCGCUGACUUUUAGCUUUGUUAAAUACUUUUUAUUAAAAAAAAAUAUAUAUUUUUAAAUAAAAUUAAAAAAAAGUCA